AUGCGGUCUAAACGAAACGAUAUCAGGAUUUCCCGUAAAUUUGUCCCAAAUCCUGGAUCAUUAAAGACGACAAAAAGGGACAGACAUAUCCGGUCCAUAAGCAGUGCAAAGUCAAAGUCGAAGAACGAUGACAAUGAUCAGGAUUUAACCACGACACCUAGCGACAAGGUUCCUGUUGUUAAAGAUAACCGUAAUUCUGAAAGAAAGUCGAAAAACUCCGCUGCUUCUAACCUGGGAUCCAGUCUGAAGUCAAGAGUCAUGUCAGAUCCAAAGCGAAAGCCCACUGAUACAAGUGACAGCCGUUUAGCAUUAUCCGAACAGAAGCGUAAACGCUCAGGGGCUGAAAACUAUAUCAACAAAAGGUUUUUGUAUGACGUCGUAGAACCUCCUAAGCGUAACCGCCAGAAAAAGUUCCUACACUUCACAGACCGGUCAACAGCUGCUCUCAUGGCUGUUUCCUCCGCCAACCUUCUUAAGAAACACAAGUCGAAACUUAGUGUUUCUUCACAAAUCCCUAGCGAUCGUGAUUUAUUUCCUCGUGUUAAAAGUCGACAUGGUCGACGCCUCAAGCCAAAACAUGAGUACAGUCCUUCUCAAUCAGCUGAUGAACAUCAUUCUUUUGAUCAACCCCUCUCCAUUGACAGUAGUUGGAAACCCAUCAGAAAAAACAAAAUUUUAUCACAGGCAACAAAAUCACGAUCUGAACACAAAUCAGAUACGACCAACUAUCUCAAACAUGACAAAUACAAUAAAGAGUACUAUUCGUCCGAUGAAGAUCGGGAAGGUAAUGAACUUGAAGGAAUUCUUUCAUCUAAGACCUAUUAUCCCGAUGCAUCGUGUAUAUCAACUUACUCUGACAUGUUUAGUGAACUUCAGAAACCAGAACAGCUUAUUCACGGCCAGAACCCGGAUACUAUGGAAAAUCAUGGAAGAUCGGAAUCAUCUAGAUUAAAGAAUCGUUCUAACCUUAGACGUGUACUCAGUCCAAGCUGUAACCAAAAAGAACCUACCAAUACAUUUUUACGGCAAACUAUGUUUCGUUCUGAUGAGAUUUCUCCUCCUAUUGAUCGACACACCACUAAUAUUCUUGAUUUUUGCAUUAGUUCGAAUGUUGAUCAGUUCGCACAUUUAAGAACCAAUUUAGAUAAAACAGCUAUACAUGAAGAUGAUCUGGAGUCUGCAGAACCACAUGGACUCGUUAAUAGACGAGUUCAACAGUCUCAAGAGGAACUGGAGGAAGAUUUACUUGCUCCAGAACUUUCCAUCAUUACGGGCUCAAACACUGCUACCAGUUCUGAUGGCGUAUUAGUCUCUACAUUGACAGAUACUGGAGCAAUGUUAUCCUGCAAUUCAUCUUCAGGUAGUAGUCGACGAAAAUCUCCUGUUAGACCAAUGCAAGUGCUGAGAACAAAAACCACUCAUACUUCUACAACCGCAGCACCUAGUAAUGCAUCACCGACUAUGUUAGUCACAGGUUCUGAUAAUAACCCGUUUGUCUUCACAUCACCAUCUGUGGUUACAAAUACUGUAUAUACCAGGUCGUUAUCAGACUUAGAUCUUGGCCAUGAUGGAGAUGUGUUAACAUCUGGAAUGUGCUCUGUUUUGUCUGGUAACAAUUCACAAUCGCUUGGCGAGUCUAAUCAGCCCUUAGAAAACAGUUAUGUUGUGAACAAUUCGGAAUUAGAAAUUCACUCAAUCAGCGAUCAUUCACAUCAAAUUUUGUCUUCUGGAUCACCUCUAACAUUGACAUCCAUUAGUUCUGUUAAUCAAGUUCCAGUUUGUAUUGAUAGUCCGAAUGUAUCAAAGGGAAAUACAACAGUUUCGUCAGGCUUAUUGCCAUCACUUCUUACUCAGUCUACUACACGCCCAGAUUUGUAUGAUUCGAUAUUCAAUAUUUCUAAUCAUUUUCAUUUUUUUCCAUUCAAGGUUCAUGAACAACCGGUUGCAACAUUGACUACAGCUGUAAAUGAUGCACCCCUAGAACCCAUCUACGUUUCAACACCUACAGUUGGUGAGAAUUUCAAUUCUGAACAACUUUUUUCUGUCGAUUCCUGUGUAUCAAGAGCUUUCAAAGUUGAAAUCAACGGUGCCCAUUUAAUUCGAAUGAAUCCUGAAGGGCAUUCAAUAUCGGGAAAUGAUCGACAAAUCAGAACAAUUUACACUACCCCACAAGGUGCUACAACUUUGGCAGCUACAUAAAUCACAAACUAAGUGUUAUUUUGUUUCAUUUCAUUACCAUUAAUAAUUUUACUGUCAAAAUUGUUUUCAGUCUCUGUUAUAUCAGUUCUUUUAACUUCACUUCUAAAUGUACUACAACAGCAUCCUGAGUAAACAAAUCCACCUUAUAUAAAUCUGGUUCACAUCCUAGUCCGGUAUUUAUACCUCUACCCUUCCAAUGCCUUCGCUUUCGGUUCAAUUCCGGCUAUAUUCAUUCAUCAUUUAUAAUUUUAAAAAAAAACAACAAAUGAACUCAUAUUUUUUUGUUCGCAAAAUUACUCAUUUGUCUUUUUCAAAGUUGGAUUUCUACAAAGACACGUCAAUUUCCUUGAAUAUACAUGUAAUCUUGUAAAACUUAACUUAGUGUCUUUUUUUUAAUCACUUUCAUUGCGCCUUCAUCUUUUUGUCCUUUAGUGUUUGUGUAUGUGUUUUCGAGCUUAUUUUCUACACUGAGAAGUUUCUAAUUUCAUAGGAGCUUCUAUCUUAAUCAUACUAUUCAAGUUGAUGAAGUGAACUAUUGUACUUUACCAUAUGUAAACACCUUAAAAGCGUUGUAAUUCUAAUAUUAUUGAUGUGAAUUGCUAUUAUCAAUAUCGGUAUGUGAUAUAAAUCUAAUAUACGUAAAGCAAUUUUCCA
Messenger RNA from Schistosoma guineensis, 2853 nucleotides. The record is from the annotation of a GenBank genome assembly. NCBI's taxonomy places the organism in Eukaryota, Metazoa, Platyhelminthes, Trematoda, Strigeidida, Schistosomatidae.